Messenger RNA from Thunnus maccoyii (southern bluefin tuna), 2397 nucleotides. RefSeq lists its product as uncharacterized. The record is from RefSeq and is a predicted model, not a curated record. The coding region runs from base 262 to 1866 and encodes 534 amino acids. NCBI's taxonomy places the organism in Eukaryota, Metazoa, Chordata, Actinopteri, Scombriformes, Scombridae. The transcript has 4 exons.
UGACGACAGUAACACUGCAACCUGGAGAAAGUUCGAUGUUGCUUUCACAUGCUGACAAAAUGUUAUAAUUGCAAUGACCCAUCAAAAUUUUACUGAGGUGACAUUUAUGAGAUGAAGAGCGUGAAAGCUAUCAACUAACAAAUCGUUGUCAGAAGUCGGACCUUUCGAGAAGCAGUGAAUACAACAUUAACUCGAGGCGGCACAUGCGGUCCCUUUGAAGUUGACUUUGCCGGCUGGACUUGAACCAACUUUUUGAGACUCAUGAGUGACUGUGAGGAGGCCCACUUCUUUUGGGAGUCUUGGACUUCACCUGUGAAAAGAAAAAGAAAAAAGGAAUCAAAGAAGAAUAAUAAAGGCCAAAAAUGCAAAAACAACAUAACCAUGAAGACAACUGAGAGCGUCCAGAAGAAGAAGAAGAAAAAGAAAAACCCCAAAUUCAAAGAAGCAAUGGAGAGAAGAAAGGACAAGAAGAAAGAGAAGAAAAAGAAAAAGAAAUUGUCUCUGGAUUUAGAUGACAGCUUUGUAUCUAUAUGUGGCAGCAGUGCUACUGUACCUACUGCACAAGCAAAAUCUGAAGCAUCGAAUCUGAGAAGCAGCACUGAGAAGCUAAACCCUGAUCAGCUGACUCAAGACUCCAAGAAGAAAACCAAAAGAAAAAAGAAAGUGAUGUUCGAUUUAUCACCCGGCUACAUUCAAGCCAAACGUCCUAAAUUCGUCUCUUCAUCUCCGCAGUCACCCAGUGAGAGCAUCCUCUCGGGGAACGAGGCUGUGAGAGAUGGUGAGAGGUGUUCGCAGGUGACAGACUCAGGACAGAACCAGGAUCAGCCACAUGAUAAUGACUCUCAAUGCAGCGGUGACAAUAUGAACAGCCAGGACCUGUUUAUCACCCAGAAGACGUUCAGAGGAUCCCCCUCCUACGCUUCUAGUGGUGAAGCCAGCGACAAAGCUGUUAUUACAACUCCACAAAUGUUCACACAGAGAGACAUGGAGCUAUCAGAGGGGCCACACAAAGCAAAUAGAAAUCCCAAAAAGGAAAAAUGGCCUUUUCAGACAUGGAGAGAGUUAAACCUCACUGAGGAGAAAGACGUGUCAUGUCCUUCUCAUGCAAGGCCCAAUGUGGUGAAUCCUUACCUGGACAAGCCGAUCGUGGUGAACACAUCCCUUGAUGUUGCAAAAUCUAAGAAACAUUCCUGUACUUUAAACCAACAGGCCUUUUCAUGCCUUCCCUACACACAUGAACCAUCCUUGCUUCCCCUAAUAUCCACAGCAAGCGCUUCCACCCAGACAGAAAACCUCUUCACCACUGAACUCUCCUCCUACCUCAACUUCUGUCAGAAAAGUAAAUCCACUGUAAGUUCUAAGGACUUGAAACCUUUGGACCUGAGCCUGCCGCAGAGGGUGAGAAAAGACCUCUGCAGCUGUUUGUCAGUGAAGAUGUCAGUGACUGAGCUCAAAGAUGAUGAAGAGAAGUGCGGUGACAAGAAACCGUCAUGCUUACUGAAAGACCAUGGUGCGUGGCUGUCCUGUUCUUCAGAGGUGAGGAAAGAGCCUUGUGGUCCACAGCUUAGGUCUGCCAGGGCCAAGAGUAAAGCUGAACCCACCCCAAGCCCCCAGUCAGAGUCAGAGCUCAAGUCUGCUGACACGACAACCUCCAGCGAGGACAACGAGCCCCCCUGCCGAAGCAGCAAGGUGGACCUGACCCAGGUCAGAGCAGUCCAGAUGAGACUCAACGAGUCCUUCUUUUUCAAGACAAAGGGAGAAGGACAGUCGCCCAGACCAGAGUCCCCACUGAUGAAACUGGCUCAGGGCAGAAACAUGAAAAGCAGGAAGGGACACUGUGGUUAUAUGAAGAUUUGUGGACAGUAACCUGUAGUUAUCAUUAGGCUGCCACUUUCUUCUUGACAACAUUUAAUAUCUGGAAGAUGAGUUCAGUGUUUUAGUAGCUUGGACUGAAGAAUACCAGGUGUCAGAUUAGCAGGUUAAUGUAAUUCAACCCUUAAUGCGGUGAAGUGCCUUUGAGCAGACGGGUGUGAUGUCACUGUCAGGACAUUCAGUCCCUGUAUGAUAUACAGUGGACAGCUGCAGCACUUAUGAUGGACGUCGUCUUUCACAGUCAACACAAAUUCUAUCCCGAAAUGAACUUUGUGGAAAUAAAAAACACAUUCCUUAUUGUAUAAGUGACAACUUUCUGUAUUAGUCAAUUGUUUUAAUUUUCAAGAUUUUAACUUUUCUAGAAUAUUGUUGGUUUAAGGUUCAUCAUACACACAGUUCUGUGUGAUUCACUCAUUUAUAUAUAAGUUUCAGUGGCAGAUCUUUUUUGAGUGUUAUCAAAAACUGUAGACAUCAAAUUGUAGUUCAUAGCUGUAUGAAAAUCAAUUAAAGUUGAUUAUAAAGGAA